AGAGAACGCAGGGUGGAGCAGACAAGGGGACAUUGUUCGUGGUUGUAUAUACGGGCACAGGCUAUUAGGUUGUGGACCGUAAAAAAAACCAGUCCAGCCACAUUUACCUGCCGAACAUGGAUAGGACAGAUAGGUCGGUGGGCGUGGAGUGACUUUUCACACAAAUACACAACGUUUUGCUGGUCACAGUCUGAGGAUACACACUUCACAAGUGAGAGUGUGAGGAAACAGCCGGCAGGAAGAGCACAGAGUUUGGGCAUUUCUGGAGCCUUUUGGAUAUAUUCUAAAAACCAACCAACCAACAGGAUGUCCUUAGACGCAAGCUUUCUGUCCGACGAGCAGUUCCUGUGCUCCAUCUGCCUCGAUGUGUUCACCAACCCUUCGUCCACGCCGUGCGGACACAGCUUCUGCAUGGCCUGCAUCAGCCGGUACUGGGACGGCUCCAAGGUUUGCCAGUGUCCUCUCUGUAAGACGACCUACCACAAGCGACCAGAUCUCCAGAUCAACAGGACGCUGCGAGAGAUUACCGAUCAGUUCAAGUUCAUGUCGGGAGGGGCCGUCAAGAAGAGAGGGGCCAAAAGAGGAGGAGGAGGAAAAGAAGGAGGCACACGAGCUAAUUUCCUUGAUGAGUUGAGAAAGAAAUUGCCUCGGGCGGUUCACCAACCGUCGGCGCCAAUACCCUGUGGGACUCCACGUGAGCCCAUGCCGACGGUGACGGCCACUACCUCGCUGGCGUCUUCGGUACCAGACCAGGGCUCGGUGGCUGCCGGGUCCGGCCCCUCCGCACUUCCCCCCUCGCCCCCUCACUGCCAAACCGGAGGCCGGAGGAGGUUCACCGUGUCCGGGGCGGCAUCCGCCUCGAGGCUCCCCGUCUGUGAGAUCCACCACAGAGGAAUAAUGAUCUACUGUCGGACGGAUCGAUUAUGUGUCUGCCCUGAAUGUGAGACCCUGGACCACGAGGAUCACGACACCGUGCCUCUCAAAGACGAGUGGAUGGAAACCAAGGAGAAGCUGAGCGUGUCGGAGCAGGAGGUGCAGGAGAUGAUCAGAUGGAGAACCGGCAAGAUAGAAGAAGUCAAGCGGUCAGCGACUGAAAUGGAGGCGGCGGCGGAGCGAGAACUGGCGGGCGGCGUCGGCCUCUUCUCCCAGCUGGCGUCCGCCAUGCAGCACUCCCAGGCCGAGCUGGCGGAGGUGACGGACAUCAGCCGAAGGGCGGCCGCGCUACAGGCCGACGCCAUGGUGCGACAGCUGGAGCUGGAGGUGGAAGAGCUGCGGUGCAGGGAAAGCACCCUCGCCGAGCUCGCCCAAUCGGACGACCACCUGCACUGCGUGAAGACGUUCCCCACCCUCUCCGGUCGUCCGCCCGCCAAAGACUGGUCCAGGGUGUCGGUGAACUCCGACCUGGGAACGGGGAGCAUCUACAGGUCGCUGGCUGCCCUGCUGGAGAGGUUCCAGGAGGACCUGUUGACCAUCGCAGAAACAGGUUUCCCUGCCUCGCCGCGGGCGCCCAGUCCGCUCCGGAGUGAGCCCAGGAUGAGGAGGGUUCAGGAGUACGCAGUGGACGUGACGCUGGACGUCAACACCGCUCACCCCAAACUGAUCCUGUCAGAGGACAUGAAGAGUGUGAGGUGCGGAGAUCGACACCAGAUGCUUCCGGACAACCCGGAGAGGUUCGACAGGGUCGUCUGCGUCAUUGGGAGGGAGGCCAUCUCCUCCGGGAGACACUACUGGGAGGUGGAUGUGGGCGGGAAGACCGACUGGGACCUCGGAGUAGCCAGACAAUCGAUGAACAGGAAGGGGAAGAUCAACGUCACGCCGAGCAACGGGUACUGGUUCCUCAGCCUGAGAGACAAGAAGAAGUACGCCUUUCGCAGCGAACCCUCGGCAGAUGUGCCUCUGACCCAGCGGCCGCACAGGAUCGGGAUAUUUGUGGACUUUGAGAAUGGACAGGUGUCUUUCUACAACGUCGAUGCUAAAACUCACAUCUACACUUUCAACGACACCUUCAGCGAGUGCAUCCACCCGUUCUUCAGCCCCUGCACCAACAAGUCCAGGAAGAACGAAGGGCCGCUGACCAUCACGCCGGUGACAUGACGGCGUGACAGAACCACACGCCGAGCUCGGCGAUUCCUCUUCUUUCUUUGCAUUCGUUGCACUUUAAAACAGUCAUCUUUUUAAAUACGCUUUUUGGCUUCUGAAAACAUUCUCUUGUUGUCCGACUGUGAAUCGUUUCUAAAUACAAGUGAGAUGUUUGUAUUCAUUUGUUGAUUUGCUGAUCAUGUAUAAACAAUCAUAUUAAUAUUGCA
Messenger RNA from Gasterosteus aculeatus aculeatus (three-spined stickleback), 2306 nucleotides. Lineage: Eukaryota; Metazoa; Chordata; Actinopteri; Perciformes; Gasterosteidae. The record is from RefSeq and is a predicted model, not a curated record.